Messenger RNA from Hyposmocoma kahamanoa, 885 nucleotides. RefSeq lists its product as uncharacterized. Lineage: Eukaryota; Metazoa; Arthropoda; Insecta; Lepidoptera; Cosmopterigidae. The record is from RefSeq and is a predicted model, not a curated record. The transcript has 5 exons. The coding region runs from base 124 to 465 and encodes 113 amino acids.
CACGCGGCAGACGCUUCCUUAGUCUCAACUUAAGGAAAAUAGUGCUAAAAUUAUUUUUUCAAAACAAUUUCUAGUGAAACAAGAAGGUAUUUUGUUUCUGCAAGAGCAAGGUAUAUAACAAAGAUGUACAAGUUUUUCCUUCUAUCACUACUUGCCGUGGCACUAGGUCAAGGCACCAGCGGCGACGUAGAAAAAGUAAGAAGGCAAAUAUCCGGUACGGAACCACCGGCAACCGGUAGCGGAACUGACGCCGUGCCCGAAGAUAACUCCUGCCUUUCGAAUAAAAUAAAAGGUAUAUGCGUGAGGUACUACCUUUGUGAUCACGUCGACGUUGGCCACGAUGUCAGCGAUAGAAACUGCCCUUCGUAUUUUGACGUCUGCUGUCAACCAUCCCACGUACUAACUCUCGAGGACCUUAACAUAAACCGUACAACUACGAACCGCAAGGAACAGGUCGCAAAUUAAAUGGCUCCCUAUUCGUCAACGCCGGCAGAAGAGACUACUCUGCGUUGUACUCUAUUCUUUUCAAUCCUCACUAUCCAGAACACUUAAAAUGUAAGAGUCAAUAUCUCGGGGACUCUCACAACCUCCCUCUUCGAUCCAUGAAUUCACUCUCACUCAUUGUACCUCCCUUUCAUGUCUGACUUCUUCACUCUCCAAUUGCUACGUAUCUGGAAUGCUCUCUCAGACUCCAUCAGAAGAUCUCCAAGAAUAUUUGUAAGGAAAAAUGAAAACAUUUGAUGACAUCUUGAGAAGUGCUGUAUUUUUUUUUUUUUAGAUAAGGUUAACCUAGUGUUGUCCCUUAUGCCCUUACAUGCCCUUUAAAAAUUAAAUUUUUAGUUAUCAAUUAACAAACAAAUUUAAUUUUUUACAUAUUUUAUAAAA